CGCCUUUGCACUGAGACGCACGAAACACCGCCCGCGUUCCACUAGCACCCUUGUAAACGCAUGCGGUGAUUGGAUGGUGCAAAUGUGUCCAAUCCUGUCGUCCAGCAACCCCCUGGUGUGAAGAUUCUGUUACUUGCAUUGCUGUUAAAUGGAGGACCGGCCCCAUGGAGGGGCACCAACAAUAUAUUGCAAUCAUGGAGAAGAGAGUAGUCCUAAUCAAUCGAACAUAUCGGUGAACAAUGAUCAAAGACACUGUCAGCUUCAGGGCGAGGAAACGCAGACGAAGAAAAUAGAGAAUGGAAAAAUAAAUGGAACCACUGCAGAGGAAGAGGAGACUCCCACUUCCUUCAAUCAAGUCAGUUCAUUACAUCCCAUGAGUAGCAAUGGCGGCACACAUCCCAUAGAAAUCAACCUGAAACAGAAGCCUCCUAGAAAGGCCUUCAUUGCCAACUCGCCAGGGGAAAAGAAAGGCAAUAACAACUCUACAAGCAGCAUGGACUGCAAAAAUGACAAGCCCUCUGACUUGAAAAUACUGGAGGGCAAAAGGGAGACUCUGGCCUCAUUGAAUGGUGUCGUGACCGUUAACUCUGGCCAGCUUGCCAACGGUUAUCCCAACGUACCCUGUGGAGACAAUGAUGGAAGCGGCUCGGAGAGCGGAUACACAACCCCCAAGAAGCGUCGAGCCCAACGGAACGGCAAGGCUGGGGACAGUGUGAUCGCCGCCCAGGUGAAGACCAUGCAUCAGAUCCCAGUGGCUCCUGACUCACCCAGCAAACCACAAGGCUCGCAACCUGACGGUGGCAGAGUGCCUUCCAAAGCAGAGUCCCACUCUGGUGGACCAAAGGUCAGACAGAUGCCAACAGCUGUUACAGCUGCCCCACACACGCCUCCAGCCGCUGAGCCCCAACGCAAGAACUCAGACUCGGGCAAAGCAGCCGGGGCCGCCGGAAAGAAGUUCGAGGACCGGUCCGGUAAAGUCAAGGUGGUCACAUCAGUUUCUGUAAAGGAGGACUCGUGGACUUUGUUUAAGCCACCGCCUGUGUUUCCUGUGGACAACAGUAGCGCUAAGAUUGUGCCUAAGAUCAGUUAUGCAAGCAAAGUGAAGGAGAACCUUAAUAAAGCGGCCCAAACCGUGGGAGACGCCCUUCCUCCUCCUCCUCCUAUUACUACUCCUUCCCAGGUUCCUGGGAGACUCUCACAGGUUCCCAUGUCCGCAGUGAAGACCAUCACUUCGGCUAGCUUUAGCAACGGCCCCUUGUCAGGUGAAGGGAACAGCUGCCCCUUGCCUGGGCCGCUCUUCAACUCCACACCGUCGGGCGCCGCAACCGCACUGGUCCCCACUGGUCCAGGGGAUGAGAACGUAGCAUCCUCAUCUAGCACGACUAGCGGCUCCACGUCAGUUAGUUCUGCUACCACAAUGACUGUCGUGGAGCCCAGGAAACCAAGUCUUUUUGUUUCUGCCUUCGCCCCCUCAAAUAUGCAACUCUCGCUCCCAAGCGCCCGCCAGCCCGACCCUCCCAACGCUCAGACAAAUCAGAAGUCUCUGGGGGACAUCUUUCAGAACCAGUGGGGCCUGUCGUUUAUCAACGAGCCCAGUGCUGGGCCUGAGACCACGGUAUGCCGGUCCUUGGGUAAAGGCAAGCCCGUGGAGGUGACCUUUCAGGGGGAUUGUUCCUCUGCCAUUGUGGGGGUCACACAGACUCCUUCCGCGUCACCUCUGAGGUCAGAGCAUCCUCCCUUCCCAAAGGCUUACGAGCUUGACAAACGGACUAGUGUUCAAACUCUAAACAGGGGCGCCACCUCUUGCCCCCCCUCAGGGGCCGCUGCGCAAGACAGCCCCUCGCAGACCCCCGUCUUCGGACUGGACGCCCAGAAAGACGAGGCUGGGGGACAUGGUGCAAUAGUGUUUUGCUCUUCCUCAAAGGACCCUGGGGCGGAGCUGCCUCAGACCUGCCCGGUUCCAGCCGUGCUGGCUUUGGUCAGAGACCAGGGCCGUACUAAGGGCUUCGACAGGAGGUCUGACUCUGGGUCUUUUGAUCUAAAAGCUGCUGUAAUUUAUCACACUAAAGAAAUGGAAUAUAUUUUGAAUUUGCAAAAACAAGAUCCAAAUAGAGUAGUCCUCUAUUGCGAUUUGAAGGAUGGUCCUGAUCAUUGAGGAUAAGACUGGAUGUCCAUACAGUACUGCCCUCAGCCGGACACUGCUACAGGAGACCUGCUCUGAAGGACACGGUUUGUCACACACAAACAAACAAAAGAAAAACAAAAAAAGAAAACAAAAAAAACAAACAAACAAAAGCAAAAUGUAUCAAUCCAGAAUGUAACGGUUACACCUGAGCUGAGGACCAUCUCAACAGUUAGCAGUUGAUGCAAAACCGAGAGGAGAAAAGAACGGGAGACAUUCUUCGAGGAAACGUGUUGGUCUGAUUUGAACAUAAGAAUUAAAGGAGCUUGCGCUACGGAGGAGCACAGCUCUAAAGCGGUCAACGGGGAGAAAAAAAAAAACUAUAAAAACAAAACAAACAAACAAAAAAAAACAAACAAAAAAAAACAGAAGUUGCUGAAGACAAGUCAAACGCUGGGGGAUGUUCAUCUUGUAAUUUCAACUGAUAACACUCAACAAAGAUCCACAGCGCUGGUUACAGGCAGGGAACGCACUCCUCCCCAAAGAGCACAUGAAUGUGUGGGACAUCUAAAGCUGUUUCCACAGCAGUCGGGAGGAUGCUUUCUCUUUUUCUUUUUUUUUUUUCUUUUUUUUUUCCCCUUCUUUCUCUUUCAUAUGAAUUCAGAUGGUAACAUAGACUUGAGAUAGUCAUGUGUAAGCCCAUUUGAAUUCAUACUGAAGGAGGCAAAAAGAAGGUUGAAAAAGUAUUGCCCUCAGUUGUCGGGGAAAUACCAUCUGAAAAAUCCAUCCAGAGGGGAAAAAUAAUUUCUCUGGAUUCAGAUGAAACUUCUGUGGAAAUGUCAAGAGGACAGACGGACAGGUGGCUUCACACUUUGGGGGGGAAAAAAUAAUCGUCUUAAUUUCUCAUCCCUUCUCGACCACAUCUUAUUUUUUUCUGCUUUUCACCGGAAAUAUUUGGUAUAGAAAUAAGAUGCCAGGAGAGACUAGAGAGUGAAUUUACUAUGGGGAGACUGUGCUUGCUUAGCGUGCAGGACGAGAAUGCUGCUCUGGAUACCCUCUGAUGGAAGAUUUCAAAGUGCUAUUUGUUCCAUAGUCUUACGGUUGUCCUUUUUUUUUUCCCUUACCUGCCAUCUGAAAUGCAUUUGCCUCUUGCUCAGUGUUUGUGUGAGUGUUAAAAUGGAGGGCAGAGAUAAUACUAUUGUCUUUCAUUUCUUUCUUUCUUUCUUUCUUUCUUUCUUUGUUU
Molecule: messenger RNA, 3365 nt
Organism: Chanos chanos (milkfish)
Lineage: Eukaryota; Metazoa; Chordata; Actinopteri; Gonorynchiformes; Chanidae
Gene: nufip2
Product: nuclear FMR1 interacting protein 2
Exons: 4
Coding region: 149-2155 (668 amino acids)
Cellular component (GO): nucleoplasm; cytoplasmic stress granule
Molecular function (GO): RNA binding
Source: RefSeq, a predicted model, not a curated record